This is a messenger RNA of Penicillium samsonianum, 234 nucleotides long. RefSeq lists its product as uncharacterized. NCBI's taxonomy places the organism in Eukaryota, Fungi, Ascomycota, Eurotiomycetes, Eurotiales, Aspergillaceae. The transcript has 2 exons. The record is from RefSeq and is a predicted model, not a curated record. The coding region runs from base 1 to 234 and encodes 77 amino acids.
AUGUCGAUCGUCAACAGCUUCGGAUUAGAAGCAUCUCGACAAUUGAUAGGUUGUCACUACACCCCCAAAAAGGUUAAGUGCAGAAUGGCAAAUGACAACGUUGCACUUGGGGGCCAAGCUUGGCUAGGAAUCAUAUUCAUCAUGACAUUCCGAACGACCGAGGCCUCGCAUUUGGUUCAGUCCGAAGCCGAAGCCAACCGGUUUUAUAUGUAUUCAAGCGUGAAGCUAACCUGA